Molecule: messenger RNA, 3841 nt
Organism: Sus scrofa (pig)
Lineage: Eukaryota; Metazoa; Chordata; Mammalia; Artiodactyla; Suidae
Gene: TOM1L1
Product: target of myb1 like 1 membrane trafficking protein
Biological process (GO): signal transduction
Cellular component (GO): endosome; membrane
Molecular function (GO): clathrin binding; ubiquitin binding; phosphatidylinositol binding
Source: RefSeq, a predicted model, not a curated record
GAGCAGCGCCUCGCCACGUGGGCGGCAGGAUCCGCGCCGGGGUCCCUCCGCCCCAGGCUGCCGCUCUCGGUGGGUUCCCCCCUUGGAGCGUGGCAGGUGCACGGACGCCUGCUCCCUCCGGUCCCCGCCUCCUCCGGCGCCCACGCCCCCGGGUCCCCGCCCCGCAGGACCCAGCCGGGAGCCGGCCACCCCACAGCGGCCUGGAAGCGCGGCCCGGAGGGAGGAGCCAGGGAGGGGCGGGUGGAGUCAGGAGCGACGGGAGCGACUGCGGCGGAGGCCGGGGCUGGCUCCCCGAGCUACCAUGGCGUUCGGGAAGAGUCAUCGGGACCCGUACGCGACCUCCGUGGGCCAGCUCAUAGAAAAGGCUACAUUUGCUGGGGUUCAGACUGAAGAUUGGGGCCAGUUCAUGCACAUCUGUGACAUAAUUAACACUACCCAAGAUGGGCCAAAAGAUGCAGUAAAAGCUUUGAAGAAAAGGAUUUCCAAAAACUACAAUCAUAAAGAAAUCCAGCUUACCUUGUCACUUAUCGACAUGUGUGUGCAGAAUUGUGGUCCGCGUUUCCACUCUCUGAUUGUGAAGAAGGAAUUUGUUAAAGAUAGUCUAGCUAAGCUGCUGAAUCCCAGAUACACCUUGCCAGUAGACAUUCAGAAUAGAAUUUUGAGUUUCAUUAAGACUUGGUCACAGGGUUUCCCAGGAGGAGUGGAUGUGAGUGAAGUAAAAGAAGUGUACCUGGACCUCCUCAAGAAAGGUGUUCAGUUUCCUCUAUCACAGGCAGAGGCUGAAACAGCCAGACAAGAGAUUGCUCAGAUCUCACCAAAUCCACCACCAUCUGUUCCUACUGCGCCUGCUCUUUCUUGUGUAGUUCCCAAGAACGCCACCAUUACAUUGGUCCCAGAACAGAUUGGAAAAUUGCAUAGUGAAUUGGAUAUGGUGAAAAUGAAUGUGAAAGUGAUGUCUGCCAUAUUAAUGGAGAACAUUCCUGGUUCUGAAAACCGUGAAGACAUAGAGCUUCUGCAGAAACUUUAUAAGACAGGUCGGGAGAUGCAGGAGAGGAUCAUGGACCUGCUCGUGGUGGUGGAGAAUGAAGAUGUCACUGUUGAAUUAAUUCAAGUGAAUGAGGAUUUGAAUAACGCCAUCCUUGGGUGUGAGAGGUUUACUCGAAACCAACAAAGGAUUCUGGAGCAAAAUAAGAGCCAGAGGGAAGAUGCCAAUACCAGUGAACCUUCUGCCCCAUCCUCCGAUCUUCUCGACCUAAGCCCCAGCCCUCUGAUGCAUAGGGCCACUCUGGGAGAAUUCAACACCCUGAACGCUCAGCUUUCAGACUUAAAUUUCAGCUCUCCAAGCCCUGUUGUAACAAACAACUUGAAACCAAGUCUUCAUCCACAGGUAGAUUUGCUAGCCUCGGAAAAUACAGAAACACCCUUGUUUGCCCAGAGGACCAGCCAUAAUUUCGCCUCAAGUCAUGCAUAUGAGAAUUUUCCAGAAUAUUCAGAUUCAUUAUUACCACAGCCAGUUAGUCUACAGAGCAUUCCAGCAACAUCAUCAAACCAGAGACUGCCGACCUUGCCCAGCAAUCAUCCAUCAAUGACAAAGAAUGAUCUUCAGCCACCCAAUUACUACGAAGUAAUGGAGUUUGAUCCCUUAGCGCCUGCUGUCACUACAGAAGCUAUUUAUGAAGACAUUGAUGCUCAUCACCAUAAAGAAGCUCAAAGUCACAGUAACUGUUGAGAUGCAAGUGGAUGACCAGCUCACUAGCUGCAUUUCUGGUGCCAAUUCUCUAAAACGGAGACCCUGUCCAGCUUUGAGACCCGAAGUUAAGACCUUCCAACACAUCAAAACCAUGGUGGAAAUUUCUCCUCCACAGUAACAAAGUUUAAACAGAAGAGUAACAGUUCCAGAGUUAACAGUUAUGACCCCACAGGAGCUCAGGCUUUAUCUCAAAAGAACUUGGUUGUAACAUAAAUUCACUUAAGAAUUAAGAAGAAAAAUUCAUGGCACUGAAGCCAACCAGGUUAAUUAGGUGUAGCAGCUUAUGUUUCACAGGCCUUCCUACAUUUAGAGGUCAUCACAAGAGCUGGGAUAAGAGAAGAUGAGGAUGAUUUUUAUUACAAAAUAAUUGUUUAUAAAUGAAAGCAUGAAAUGUGAAAAAUUAAAUACAUUAUUCAGGAAGAAUAAUGAGUGCCUUCAUUUAGCUAAAGUUGAAUGUAAAAGUCAAUUUGCACUUCUUUAUAAAUAAUACUCUUGUUUAGAAUUAUGAAUUAUAAAAGCCUUGAUGAUUUUAGCUUAAUUAUAUUUCAGGUACCCUGAAGAGGUCAAUGGAUUCUACAUUGCAUUGCCUUUAAGCAUAAUUCUUUAUAAUACUAAAUGUUCUUUUUUCUUCUUUUUGGAAGAAAGACUACUGGAAAACAUGCAGAAUAAAUUAUGCAUUCAUUUAUAUCAUAAUUACAAACCAAAAUAAAUUACUAUUAAAACAGUUUAAUACAUCUUUUUUCAGAGAACUUUUGAUGUCAGUAAACUUUCACAAUCCUAUACUUAUAUUUUAGCAUUUGGGAACUUGGAACUUCACAAGAAAUGCUAAAAGCCUAGUAUAUAAAUUAAUCAUUUUAUUUAAAUGUCAUGGUACCAAAAUUUCAAAGUAAUUAUUUAGUACUCUAAAUAUAAAAUAACUGUAGAUCUUAAAGGAUAUAGUCAAAUUUGAAAUCAGAAUGCAAUCUUUGAGCAAGCUAUUAGGGCUUAGAGAGUCUUCUUCCAUUUCGAGCUUUUAAAAUAGUGACUGUAUUUAAGAAACAAAGCAGUGUCUUUUAAUACUACUUAAAUUCCAGGUAUGGUUUCAAAUAGUCGUACAUUCUAAUGUAGGGUAAAUAAGUUGGGAGAAAAAGAACCAUUGGUACAUAAUAUUUAAAAUAGGAGGCUUCACGUUAUUGUAAAUAUUUCUCUUCUGAGAAGACAAGAUACAUGAUUUUUCAAAAAUCACAAAUCUGAAGCAGGACUUAGUUGCUGACUUCAAUUAUAGCCUGGGACCGGCAACUUCUGCCCCUCUUUGGCUUCAAAAAAAGUAUAAGAAAGAGUGAUGAGAUCAACAUUCACCAUUCUUGGAUCUUCAGCAAAUUCAGGAUCAAUGUAGAAAAACACUGGCAUAUCUACUUCCUCUUGUGGAUUAAGCCUUUGCUCUUCAAAACAGAAGCACUAGAAGUUAUAGAAAGGUAUUCAUUUAUUAAUAUUUCUAUUUUAUUAUAUAUAACAAAAACUAAUGCUUCAUUUAUUGGCUUUAAUAAGGAUACUGUUAAUUAUAAUCUAUAAAUUCUGUGAUAGAAUCUUUCACCUCAGAUUGAGUUUUGCUUUAAGGAUUGAGAACGAGCAAAUUCUUCUCAUUUUAAAAGCAGAUAUUCGCACGGUUUGGCUCUCAAGCUCUGCACAGCUAUUAUAAGCAAUGGAAAAACAAUUUGAAGUUUAGAAGAAAGGAACUUUCAAAAAUUAGUACCUAUUAAAAAAAUACUGCAGUAAAUUUAGUAGGAAACAACUUUAUAUACUUUUAUCACAUUCUCAUGUCUGCAUUUUUUUUUGCAUUUUAAAAUAUGUUUUACCUGUAUUUUAUUGAAAUACUGUCCAGCUUCAAAUGGUACAACAUUGUAUGUAGAAAUUCCAAUUACUGGUUUGUCAGUAGGAUUCUUAGCUUUAUAAAACGCCAGUGCAGUCUCUCCUGGCACCACCUGUUUUAAGGAAAAUAUAUCUUUUCAGCAUUUUAAAUUUCACUCUCCUUCUUUCCUUAUUUUCAUUUCAGACCAUAAUGCCUAAUCUAAUGUCAAGGGUCAGCAAAAUAAACUGAAUACUACCCACGAA